CUAUAAUAAGUUAAUUUAAUACAUUUAUUCGCAUAAUUAUUUAUUGAACUGCAUUAUGAAAAAUUAUUGAUCCGAUGAUAAUGGCGUGGAUUCAUUUAUUUAGUUUCCUUUUUUUUAGUGAAGUGAUUUUUCAGUAUGCUUCUGCAAAAUGUGAAACAAAACCUUUGCGGAAUGUUUCAUCUAAAACCGGUCAUUUAUUUGAUUGGCUUCUCAGUGAUGCAAAAAAAUGUAAAGAUACUGAUUUUGAAUAUCCACGCUUUGACGGUUGGCAUCAUAAUUUGGCUAAGCCAGAACAAGGAUCUGUGGGAGAAAAUAUAUUACGAGGCUGGUCAGGUAUAAAAAAAAGCAGCUUUGAUAAAAACAGUUGGUAUUUUGCAUUAAAUCAAUUGCCUCUGCAACGGGCCUCAUUCAAGAAAGAAAUCAAUUCAAUUACUUUACAACUUGGUAAGCAAAUUGUUCAAGAAAUUUUUGAUAUCGGAGAUCCGACCUGUGCUGAAAGAUAUUAUUUUAAUAAGCCAAAUCACGAAAAAAACUAUGCCACACCUUAUAUUGAUGGAGGAGUAAUUUAUGGUACUAACGAUAACCACGACCGAUUAUCAGGAACUAUCGAUAUUGAAAUGAAUACUUUUAAUAACUUCACAUGUGUAGAUAUUCUUCGAACUUUUUGGAUUAAAUGCCACAAUUUGAUUGCUGAAAAACUACUUAAUAAGUGUAGGAAGUGGUCAAAAGCCAAGGUAUACAGUGAAGCUCGGAAAUUUACAAUAGCUUUACAACAAAACAUAUAUGCUUACGAUUGGUUGCCAGCUUGGACGGGCGGAAAAUUGAAUAAGUACAAAAGGUACGAUCCAAUGGCUAAUCCACAAAUUGAGAAAUUAUUCCAAGCUGCAACGUUUUUACUACAGCAUAUUACGGAACUGAAUCUUGAGCAUCAUUACAACGAACGGAGAAAUUAUAAAUGGAAUUCUGAUAACCUUCUAAAAACUAUAUACGGAGCUCAAUAUUCAUCAGUUGAUCCUGAAUUCAAUUUUGUAAAGGAUGAAAAACAAUUCUAUGAUAUUCCAGACAUCAAUCAUGCCAGAAGAAUUUUCAAGUUACCACCGUAUGGUAAUUGGAAAGAAUUCUCAAAAAAUACUGUAAAAGAGGACAUGCUCAUCACUAAUUUAACCAAAAAUGAUAAUCUGAAGCAAGUCGAUUCAUUGCUAGGGGGAAUUGUUGAGUCUACAGAUGGUCCAGGGCCGUUAUUUGCAGAAGUUAUUGUGGAUCAGUUCAGAAGAAUUAGAGAUGGCGAUAGGUUUUGGUUUGAAAAUGAACAAAACAAUUUAUUUUCAAGCACGGAAAUUUGUAAAAUAAAUCAAAUCCUUUUCGAUGAUAUCUUCUUCGUUUUGAUGAACUCCUCUAACACGGAAACACCAAGAAAUUUAUCUAUCCGGGGUAAUACAAAUAGCGAAGUACUAAAAUUCAGUAAAGCUUCCAAUACACAAAUAUAUUAUUAUUCGGAUGAUUUCCUCUACAACCGACUCACUAUAUUUUUCAGUACUUUGGCAGCUUUUUGCUGUGGAAUUCUGGCAUUGUCAUUUGGCUUGAUAUUACUAUGGAAAUGGUACAAAAAAUUCAAUAAAAUCUCACAAAAUGGAAAAAUUGCACAAUUUUUUCAAGAGGAAAGGUUGAUUAGAUAUCCUUUUUUUCUAGUCUAUGAAUAUGAUGGGAGUAACGGAUACAAAAGAAGAGUACUUGUAGUGAUGGACAGACACAAAAAACAGAUCGUUGUUUUGUCUACUGCUGGAACAGAAUUGCGUGUAAUUUUUUUUGACAGAAGCUCCAAAGCUGAAACACAACUUAUAGCAAUAAAGAAAAAAUCAAUACUUAUCUUAAGAUCCAAUAUCUUCAUCGAUCUGGUUUUAAUGUUUCCUUCCCAAAGUGCCAUGGAAGGAUUCACUAAUGAAAUCGACCUUUUCAUGACUGACCAUAUUAGAUGCAUGAAACCAACUCAACUAACUCUUGAAUGGCAUGAAGCAAAACAGCGGAUAAUAACAAAAUCACAAUAUCAAUCUUUAGUAGAAAGGUUUUUCAGGGUAGCUUUUGCUCAAGCAUUUAAAAUUGAACAUUCUAUAGAUGAGAUUCUGGACGUAGACACUCUAAUAGCUACUGAAGUAAUUUAUACGAGAUUAACAAUAGCAGAAUUUGCUGAAUACUUCAACAUGAGCCGCAACCAUGAAUUUAUUAAAAAUGUCUUCUCGUUAGUCGAUAGAGAUCAACAGGGUUCUAUUUGUUUUAGAGAAUUUCUUGAUUUUAUUAUCUUAUUUGCUAAAGCAAAAGAGGAAGAUAAAGUUCGUCUUUUUUUCAAUUUAUAUGACAUUGAUCAGACUCUAGUUCUUUCAAUUAAUGACUUUAAAAAAAUGGUUAUCUCAUUUUCAGAACUGACGGGUGAAAUUUUAACAAAAAGUUUGCUCAAACAAUUAGAGGAAUUGACAAAAGAAAAACUGGAUCUCCGAUUUUUUAAAAAGAUUAUUGCACAUCAGCUUACCAAUUUAUCUCGCGCUAAUUUGGAUCCUCGAAAAUUUGAAAAAAAUAUUCGAAACUUUUUGUCAUCAGCUAGACAAACACUUUUAACAAUGUAUAGUUCCAGUACUGAUUCAGAGACGAAAUCAACAGGAUACACGAUGACAGUAAUAGAUAAACAACAGAAAAAUGUAAUAAGACAUCCAGAGAAAAAGUCGCUUUUCCGAAAAAUUCAUUAUAAUUGGACGGAUAACUUUGAAAAAAUUAUAUGGUUUUUAAUUCUUACCUUAUCCUUAAUAUGCGUUUUAGUCUAUAGGACAUGGAAUUUUUACGUACACUCUAACCUAAUAGGGUUAAGAAAAAUAAUGUUUUCGAUCUCAAAUGCCACUAGCUGCUGUAUUUUAUAUUUACAUGCGCUUUUGUUUCUAACUAUGUGUAGAAAUAUGACUAAUGGUUUGAAAAGCACAUAUUUACCUCUGAAUCAUUUGAACUCAAUGCAUUAUUACGCGGGAUAUGUUUUAGCAUUAUUUUCAUUAAUUCAUGUUGUUGGAAAAACUUGUCUAGUUUUUGCGUUUAUGGAGUUUUUUUUGGAAAGAAAUUGCAAACUCGAAAUUGUGAAUGAUGAAUUGGAAAACGUUAUGAAAUACAAAUGGAAUAGUCCAGUCAGCAUAUCUGGUUUACUAUUAUUUUUUCUAGUAUUCAGUAUUUGUGGUUGUGUACUCAUUAGCCUUAAAUGCCAAUUGUUUGCAGCGUUUUAUUAUGCACAUAAAUUAUAUGCCUUAUUUACGCCUCUAUUGAUAAUACACGCUUUUCACGCAGGGCCAUCUUCAUUCUACGUUAUAAUUUUGGGUCCAAUACUAAUUUAUUUACUGGAUUACGGUAUUGGAAGGAACAAGAAAGAAAUAGUCAUUCCCAUUUUGAAAACAGAGUUUUUACCUUCAAAUGUUAUUUGCCUAAUAUUCCAACGCCCUGUCAAUUUCGAAUUUAAUGUAGGCCAGUGGGUCCGGUUAGCAAUCGGCAAAAAUAAACCCACCGAAUUUUAUCCCUUUAUCUUGUCUUCUACACCGAAAAGUUCAGAACUGCGUAUUUACAUACGACCAACACAUCCAUGUGCGCAUCAAGUUCGAACCAACACUGAGGUGCCAAAUAAUUUAUUUCCACCAAUUCGGGUUCGAAUGAAUGGUCCCUAUGGUCUGGGUCUAAAACAAUGGCGCUUUUACGAUUUUGCUGUAAUUAUUGUAGAUGGUAACAGUGUUGGAUUAUUUGCUUCGAUGCUCAGAGAUAUUCUUUAUAUUUUAAAAACUAAAACAAAAAUCAAUUGUAAAAAGAUAUAUUUUGUUUGGUCAGUAAAAACGCAAAGAUACUCUGAAUGGAUUGUGGAACUAAUCCGAGAAGUGGAAGAAGCUGAUAAUGAAAACCUAUUUUCGUGUCAUCUAUUUAUUACAGAGUUCUAUCAGAAAUUUGAUUUAAGAUCUCUUAUGAUUUAUAUUUUCGAGAAUUAUUAUCAAAGAAUAUCCGGAAGAAAUAUUUUUACAGGCUUGAAAGCAACCACUCAUUUUGGAAAUCCAAAGUAUACCAACAUUUUUGAAAGUAUUCAGGGUUUACAUGAAACGGUUAAUACCGCAGGAGUAUUUAGCUCCGGAUCAGCUUCUUUCAGACGAACUCUAAAAACGAUCUGUAAUCGAAUAAAUCGACACAAUGAAUACAAAUUUGAAUUUAAUUUUAUUGACAAAUUGGGAAUAGAGUAACUCCUGUGAAAUAUUUUAUUUUAUCCAUAUCUAUAUGAAAUAAAGUAAACAUGUUGUGCAUUUGUGAA
Molecule: messenger RNA, 4315 nt
Organism: Ceutorhynchus assimilis (cabbage seed weevil)
Lineage: Eukaryota; Metazoa; Arthropoda; Insecta; Coleoptera; Curculionidae
Source: the annotation of a GenBank genome assembly